AUGCCCGUCUUGCACCCCGAUGACGGGCCCGAGUCACCAACCGGGCCUGGGGAGGUGCCGCAGCGCCUCCGGCGGGCAGAGCUUGUGCUGUCGCAUCGGUGCGGCGACAUCCUGCUGGUACUCGACAGGGUGUGCGACAAGCACAACAUCCAGGCCGUGAUGCGCACGGCGGAGGCGCUCGGGGUGCAGAACCUGUGGACGGUAGCGCCAGAGUAUUUCAAGAACCUCGCGGCGAGCGAGGUGUACGUCCCUCCGGCCGACGCACCGAAAGAUCUGCCGCCGCACGCGCAGAUUGUCGGGCAGCUGCAUAUCUUCAUGAAAGAGAGGGAACUCGGCUUGCCGUCGUACACCGUUAACAACAUGGCCCCCCGCGGGUUUGGGGACAUGUGGCGUGUGACGUGUACCCUACCCGACGGGACCACGGUGGUCGGGAGGGGGGACAAGACGAAGAAGACGGCAAUGCGCUACGCUGCGGAGGAAGCCAUGAAGCUCGUCAAUCCCGAAUACAAACCACCGCAUGAGUGCCUCAACGCGAUGAAGCAGGAGGGGUGGACCAUCUGGGCCACCGCGUUCUCGCCGACGGCCCUCAAGCUGUCGAACACGCUGCCGGCGGCGGAGCUGCCGCAGAAGCUGGCCAUUGUGAUCGGCGGGGAGGCGUUGGGGGUGUCCGAUGAGAUCCUGACGGGAUGCGACCGGCAAGUGUUCCUCCCAAUGUACGGAUUCACAGAAUCCCUUAACCUCUCCGUCGCGACCGCUAUGAUUCUGCAGCGACUGUUCGACCUCAAGUACUGCGGCUCGGCGAGUACCGAACGCGGCGCGCUCUCGGCAAAAGAAAAGAAUGAUAUCCGUACGAAGUGGUGGGACCACCUCGCGGCGAACCCCACGGCGCGGGCGCGCCUCGACGACUUCACGGACCAGUUCCACUCCGCCGAGCUCGCGCCUCUCACUGACGUGCGCGACCACCGGGAGGACGAUCGGAAGCACUUUGCCGAACUCGUAACGAAGAAGUAUUGGCGACCCGACGGCGCCGCAGGAACGGGAAGCGAAGCGGCUUUUGGCAAUGCGGUGCCUCUGACAGGAAUGUUUGUGGCCGGUGCCUUGACGGCAUUGGUCCUCCAGCGUGUGCUCCUGGAGAGCAUGCGCGAGUGA
Messenger RNA from Emiliania huxleyi CCMP1516, 1149 nucleotides. RefSeq lists its product as hypothetical. Bases 1 to 1149 code for a protein of 382 amino acids. Lineage: Eukaryota; Haptophyta; Isochrysidales; Noelaerhabdaceae. Gene Ontology annotation, biological process: tRNA guanine ribose methylation. The transcript is spliced from 3 exons. The record is from RefSeq and is a predicted model, not a curated record. Gene Ontology annotation, molecular function: RNA binding.